AAUUUUACCUCACCUGCAAGAAAGGCAUUAGUCCGUCUUCCAUAUAUUUCACACCCCUUAUUUCUAAUCUUUCCCACGACCAACAUCACAAUCCAACACCCAUCCCACUUCAAUAUACUUGCCUAGCUACCUAAACAUCAGAUACGCUUAUAGAUCACUUUCUCUGAAACUCUUCAUACAUACUUGUACAUGCAUAUCUUCCUUCAAUUCAACACAAUAGCCAUGAAGCUAAAAUCUCCAGGAAACCUUCCUUGAUCAACCCUUUUCUUUUUGGGCUACUCCGGCCUUUCCCUAAUAUAUCAUUUUUGCGAGAUAUCAAGGGCUAGCCGAGUUAGAACCAAAAAAAAAAUGAGAGCAGGAGGUUGCACGGUGCAGCAAACUCUAACUCCGGAGGCGGCAACCGUCGUAAAACAAGCGGUGACUCUGGCUAGACGGCGAGGGCAUGCCCAAGUGACCCCUCUCCACGUAGCCAACACCAUGCUUUCUGCCUCUAGUGGCCUACUGAGAACAGCUUGUCUUCAAUCCCACUCUCACCCACUCCAGUGCAAAGCCCUGGAGCUUUGCUUCAACGUAGCCCUUAACCGUCUUCCUGCUUCCACGUCAAGCCCCAUGUUAGGCACUCACCCCCAACAGUACCCCUCAAUCUCCAAUGCCUUGGUUGCGGCCUUUAAGCGAGCUCAGGCUCACCAACGGCGCGGCUCUAUUGAAAACCAGCAGCAACCUCUCUUAGCUGUGAAAAUAGAGUUAGAGCAGCUCAUAAUUUCCAUUUUAGAUGAUCCCAGUGUUAGUAGAGUCAUGAGAGAAGCUGGUUUCUCUAGUACCCAAGUGAAAAGCAAUGUUGAGCAAGCUGUUUCUUUAGAAAUAUGUUCUCAAAGUGCUCCUUCUGUAAGUAGCAAGUCCAAGGAAAGCAACGUUCUUGCCCUUUCCCAUUCUCCUCCCUUGAGUCAAGUAGGAGCAAAAGAAAGCAAACCAAUAACAUCUUUAGAUCCAAUUAGGAAUGAGGAUGUGAUGAGUGUUAUAGAGAAUUUAAUGAACAAAAGAAAGAGAAGUUUUGUGAUUGUAGGAGAGUGUCUUGGUAGCAUAGAGGCUGUGGUUAAAGGAGUGAUGGAGAAGGUUAUUAAAGGAGAUGUUCCUGAGGCUUUGAGGGAAGUUAAGUUUUUACCAUUUCCAAUAUCUUUAUUAGCUGAUCUUUCCAGGGUAGAGGUAGAACAGAAGCUAGAAGAUCUUAAGGGCCUGGUGAGAAGCUACAUGAGCAAAGGAAUUGUUUUGAAUUUAGGAGAUCUGAAGUGGAUUAGUGAGUAUAGGACCAGUAGCUCAUGCAGUGAACAAGGGAGGAGUAGCCACUUGUGCCCAAUGGAGCACAUGAUCAUGGAGCUUGGGAAAUUAGCUUGUGGAAUUGAAGAAAAUAGUGGGAAAUUUUGGCUUAUGGGGAUUGCCACUUUCCAAACAUACAUGAAGUGCAAAUCAGGCCAUCCAUCACUUGAGACUAUUUGGAGUCUCCAUCCCCUUACAAUUCCUGCAGGCAGCUUACGCUUAAGUCUCAUCACCGACAGUGAUGUAGAAAGUCAGUCCACCAGCAACAAAGCAGAUCAAAAUGGGUCUAGCUGCUUGAUUAUACUUGAAGGUGAUGAUGAAGAGAAGCAACUCACUUGCUGUGCUGAUUGUACAGCCAAGUUUGAGACCGAGGCUCAAAGCUUACAGACUAGCACUUGUAACAGUGAGUCCCCAACUUCUAGCCUUCCUGCAUGGCUUCAACAAUACAAGAAUGAGACCAAGAGACUUAACAAUACUGACGGUCAGGAUUCUGUCUCAAUCAAAGAUAUUUGGAAAAAGUGGAACUCAAUUUGCAGUUCAAUCCACAACCAACCUUUUUCUUCUGGGAAAACCAUUAUAUUUUCUUCUGUGUCACCUUCUUCUUCCACUUCGGGUUUCUCAUAUGACCAGCGAUCCCCUAAUUUCCACCGAACCCAUCAUGACUGGCCAAUGGUUGAACCCAAGCAAUCAUGGAGGGACUACCAUUUCUGGGUUGGUUCAGAAAUGGUCAACAAGAGUAGCAGUACCAUUGAACCCAGGUUGAGAAUGUACAUUCCAGAGCAUAGAGAUCAUCCUAAACCUCCCUUUUCAUCGUAUCCAAGUUCUACUCCUAACUCCACUUCUUCCAGUGAUGUAAUGGAGAUGGAGUAUCUUCACAUGUUCAAGGAGGUGAAUGCUGAGAACUUGAAAACCUUAUGCGAUGCAUUGGAGAAAAAGGUACCAUGGCAGAAAGAUAUAAUCCCACAAAUCGCGACCACGAUCUUGCAAUGCAGGUCAGGCAUGGUAAGAAGAAAAGGGAAGGUGAGAAACUGUGAGGCCAAAGAAGAAACUUGGUUAUUCUUUCAAGGAGUCGAUAUGGAGGCUAAAGAGAAAAUAGCCAAAGAAUUGGCUAGGCUUGUUUUUGGCUUGCAGAACAACUUCAUUUCCAUUGCUUUAAGCAGCUUUUCAUCCACAGGAGCAGACUCAACCGAAGACUUUCGAAACAAGAGAUCAAGAGAUGAAAGUUGCAGCUAUAUCGAAAGAUUUGCUGAGGCUUUGUCAAGCAACCCACAUCGGGUUUUCUUAGUUGAAGAUGUUGAGCAGGCUGAUUAUUGCUCGCAAAUGGGGUUCAAAAGAGCAAUUGAAAGAGGAAGAAUAACCAAUUCCGUUGGUGAAGAAGUUAGUCUUAGUGAUGCUAUUAUCAUUUUGAGCUGUGAAAGCUUUAGCUUAAGAUCAAGAGCCUGCUCUCCUCCUAUCAAGCGAAAAACAGAUAAUUCCCAAGGGGAAGAAAAAGGUCAAAGCAGCGCCAUCAUGGAGGAGACAAGCCCUUGUGUCUCACUGGAUUUGAAUAUCUGCAUUGACGAUGAUAGUGCAGAGGAUCAAUCAAUAGAUGACAUUGGCCUUCUUGAAUCUGUCGAUAGACAGAUUAUUUUCAAAAUCCACGAGUUAUAAUACUAGCUGGCAAGAGGAAAACUUCAGUGAAUAUUCAUGUCAUUUUUACUUGGUUUUGAUUUCUCUUUCUUUUCUUUUCUUUCUUUUGUUUUUAAAUGUUGUUUAACUAGUUUUAGAUUCUGAUGUAUAUAGGAUUUCUAGGGCUAGAGAUGAAGAAAGAAAGAUGCCUCUCUAUGUAAAAUCACAUUGUACAUUAUCAUCCACUAUCUUCAUGUAAUAUAUAUAUAUAUAUUUUU
Messenger RNA from Hevea brasiliensis (rubber tree), 3200 nucleotides. Its product is annotated as protein SMAX1-LIKE 3. Lineage: Eukaryota; Viridiplantae; Streptophyta; Magnoliopsida; Malpighiales; Euphorbiaceae. The coding region runs from base 349 to 2964 and encodes 871 amino acids. The record is from RefSeq and is a predicted model, not a curated record. The transcript is spliced from 3 exons.